AAAUACGAUUACAACAUUUCUUUUGUUAAAAUGGUAUCAGAGCACGUACGAAUUCCGCAAAUUCUGUUCUUCGCUAGAUCAUUUCUUUUUUGAUUAAUUCAAAAUUUUCUUUGAUUUCUUGCUUCGAUUCAUCAUGGAUUCUGUUCUUAAUACUAAUAGUGAUGCUAAUGCGAAAAUAAACGAUUCUCAUCUGUUUCUCGUUUCUAAUCUGUUAACUGGAAACGAAAAUUAUAUGCAAUGGAAGUACUCGAUCCAAAUUGCUCUAGGAGCAAAGAGGAAAGCCGGAUUUAUUGAUGGCACGACGAAGAAACCAGAAUCUGAAGGAGCAGAGCUUGACGACUGGAUCAUUCUUAUUUAUUGUGAAGAGAAAUUGAAUCUGUUCGAAGCCCAGUCACUUAACAUUCUUAGAUUUACUUUUGUUCUUCUUUCUAUCUUGUGGCUCAACUUCAUUUAAUUGAUAAUGUUUGAUUUUGAUUUUACCGAUGUGUUAUUCCUGUUUCUCACUUUAUCUCCAUCGCCUUUCAAACCAUCGAAAUCGAUGCUUCUUGAAGAUGAAAAUCAAUGUCAUGUUGUGAACAUCGACCCCGCGACACCUCUUCAUCUUCGAUUCCUAUCUCCCCUUUGCUCCUUUCUAAUCAAUUGGUGGUGGAAGGAAGAAUGAGGAGAGAGCUGAAACCGAUGAUACAGUCUCUGAUACUCCUGCUACACUUGAAACGUUUGCUGAAAGGAAAGCCAUCCACUCCUGUCCCAAUCACAGUUCUUGAAGGAGAUAAUAGCUACGGAAUUUGCUACGGAACAAAUAGCUACGUAAUUUGUUACGGAACAAAUGGCUACGGAAUUUAG
This is a messenger RNA of Lactuca saligna, 843 nucleotides long. The record is from the annotation of a GenBank genome assembly. NCBI's taxonomy places the organism in Eukaryota, Viridiplantae, Streptophyta, Magnoliopsida, Asterales, Asteraceae.